GCAGACGGAGGACACGUUAAGAAGUCUAGCUCUGGGGAAAGAUUAGGUUGCCGCCGAAUAGGGAAAAGACUCUUUUAUCGCAGGCGGGAAUACAGAUGUAAUAGACUUAAGACAGAAUGGAGAAUUCAUGAAAACCUACUGCACACAUUUUUUUCUCCCCUGAAGAAGCUGCUUUAGAUAAGAAAGAAGAGAAUUAUAACUCAGGAUGGAAAUGAGAAUCCAACGUUAUCACAGCUGGGCCUAUUCUUUUAAACAGACAUGGACGUGAUGUUGAGAAUACAUGAAGCGGUGAGUGAGGAAAUAAUUUGUUUUCUCCUGUUUGAAGCAGAGGAAAUGUUAAUCGCUCUGGAAGUUCGUGCAACCUAACCUCACUGAACCAAAUUAACUCGAGGAUUGUUGCUUGCGUUCGCUGCCGUGUAAGUAAAGCGAAUUAAAGAAACAUCUGGGUUGUUGAAAAAGACAAAAAAUGUGGGAGAAAAAGCCUUGUUGAUGACAGAGGUCAGCGGACAAUGACAAGACUGCUUUGAGUCGACAAUAAGGCAACAGUAACAUCGAAUAACCACCCAUUACAACCAAGGUGUGCAGAAGGGCAUCUCUGAAUGUGCUGUGUGCUGCACAAAAAUGCCAUUAUGUAUUAUAAAUGUAUUUCUGCUGCAGGGGUCCCACAGCUGCAAAGUUUUUCCUGCACGGCUGCACAAUUUAAACCUCAUCAUGUUUCCACCGGCGCUGAGUGUUCACAAGGGGACUGUUUUCUACGCCAUCUACAUGGUUGGGGGGCUUCUGAUUACAGCCACUGUUGACCUGGCUGUGAGGAAAGCUCAUAACCUGCUGGGCCUGUCACACACUCUCAUCAACCUCGUGGGCAACAGAUGUCAAAAACAUGCUGUUAAGUCUGCGGUAAAACAAAAACUGAAACAUCUGCACUUCACUGAGAGUCUCAACAGUCUCCUUGACGUGACAAGACUGAGAGAAAUUUACUAUUUUAAGGUUUUACAGGGAGAUCUCGGUUCCCCUGAUAAUCCAACAAACCUGGAGUCAAAGCCUGCCAUCUCAGAAAAAAGGUGCAGGAUUUAUUACAUCUUCCUGUGUUGUUCGAAGCGCCAGCGAAUUCUGAAACUGCACAUUAGAGCUGACGACAUCAGGCUGAAAACGUUCAGGCCUUCGAAUAAACUACAGUGGCUUAUUGAGUUUGGCAGAAAGGCACAUGCAAGGGGAGAUAUAGUUUUUAUUUUGCUGGAUGGACAAACAGGACAAAUCGGCCUUGGCUUCGAAAGAAACGAUGCUGCAAAUGAGCGCCCCGCCGACAAGUUUCGCUCUGUGGGUAUCUGCUCUGUCCGUGGCUCUGCUUUGGAUGCUCCUGCCUCACAUUGCUCUUUGUGCAGUGAUGUGGUUCGGCUGGAGAGUACGACAACACAUCAGCUGAGUCAGCCGCUGUCACAGAGAUGCUAAUCUACCGGAACUCUUAACGAAUAGGCUCAAACUUGCUCGUGCAACCUCAAAUCGUUGCUUAUCCCUCCAACAUGACCGAAACCAUCUUACAUUUGGUUUUACCUCCACACAGCUGGCUUCAGAGCUUAAAGUGCAUUUCUAAUAAUUACCUAGCACACUGUCUCCUCUCUGCUUCAUAUCAAAUAAUAAUCACUGCUCACUCUGCAGAUCCCAUUUAUCAUUUUUUGUUUCCAACAACAACUCAAACACCUCCCUACCGGCUUUAAAAAAAAUAUGUAUACAUAUUAAACGUGUAUCUACCUGUGUGCAUUGUAGACUGUAUACAGAAGAUGGACAAUGGUUGAUGUCACCACUACUGAAACUGCACACCCAUUGGCUAUUGACUUGCCAAUCACAAAUCAUCAGCCAAUGAGCCUAUUCUAGAUAAUCCUCCUUUCUGACACUGAAUAACUCAAACACAACAAAAUUCACGUUUUAUUCAAAACAAGUGGCUGAUCUCAUAAACUCAACAGGAAAAUGUGUACAUGGGUACAGACAAGAAGCUCACAGACCUCAAUAGGACUGGAAGCCUUUAUGCAGUCAGAGGUGUCAUGCCUUGGUGCCCAUUAAAGCCAGUUCAGGGUUAAGACACUUACUCAUUGGCUUCAUUUUCCAGUCCCAGAAGGUGCAUCUAUCUGUUUUAUAUAUAGUCGAUGGCGGACGUGUUUUCAUGUAUGUUAUUUACUUCCUUGCUGUCCUGCACUACAAUCAACUUUGUUGUCUAUUUAAAUAAAGUUAAA
This is a messenger RNA of Oreochromis niloticus (Nile tilapia), 2228 nucleotides long. RefSeq lists its product as uncharacterized. Bases 622 to 1449 code for a protein of 275 amino acids. The transcript has 7 exons. The record is from RefSeq and is a predicted model, not a curated record. Lineage: Eukaryota; Metazoa; Chordata; Actinopteri; Cichliformes; Cichlidae.